Molecule: messenger RNA, 2508 nt
Organism: Durusdinium trenchii
Lineage: Eukaryota; Dinophyceae; Suessiales; Symbiodiniaceae
Source: the annotation of a GenBank genome assembly
CAGGUUUCCGUUGAAACUUUUCGGUCCAUGUCCGUCCAGGGCCAAAAGCCCCACAGGUGUCGUCAUGAAUCUCCACAGAGCUGGUGCCCCAUGGUUUUUGGUGUAGACUGCUGCCAUGUCCAUGCAUCAGCGUCGGCUCAUUGCUAUGAGCAAACUCAUUCGUGAGUUUCCAUUGCACUCUAGUGUUGCACACCGACAGCACACGAGUGCAAGGCCGUUGUUUUUGUCUCGCCUCGCUUUAGAGACCUUGUCGAUACCAGUGGUCCAGUAUGGUCCAGUGGUCCUGCAAUCUCAGAGACGCAGACGGUGUGCCGUAUGUAUUCAGAUCAAUUCAGAUAAAUAUUUACCUUAUUUAACCUUCACGAGGCACAGUAAUUCAAACUGAUUGUGGAACUGGAGCAGUUGAUGCUGAAACCUGAAUACUGUAUAUCGUUUGCGGACCACGUUGGACUGCAGCAAAACGAGGUGCCACAAAUACCAGAAAGCCUGACCCAGCCAAAAAUUAUCAAACAUAUAUAUAAUAACAUCGCGGCAAACAAAGUCAAGGUCCAGAAGGCCUUUGAACCGGCCAGGAGGCAUUGGUGAGGGAUGAUUUUGCUAAACCAAGAUUUCGGGGGGCGCAUUCUGCGGAACAAAGGACCGCCGCCCAGGUGUGUUCACCAGACAUCGACGGUGGAACAACCCAAUGUGCCGUCCAAUGGAGAUGUGUCAAUGAGUGGAAAUGGUGAGCAAGAGAAGAAGAGGGGGAAUGGCACCGAAGUGCCUGCGGCAAAGAUGAAGGAGCCCAAAAGCAAGGCCCUGGUGGCUGAGCAAGAGGUUGAGGUUCAAAAACCCAGGACCACAGUGAAGACAGAGGAUCCAAUGGAGCCAGAUUCAGGGCCGAGUGGAACGCAGCCGGUGGAGAGUCCCGGGUCGGCAGUCAGCCGCCCGAUCUCAACGGUAUGUCAGGUUUCGCAGCCGCAGCAAGUGCUGAGACAGGUGAAACUUUUGCUGACCCCUGUGGGAAAAGAACCAAUAUCACCGAGCGCCUUAAGAAAGUUGCUACGGAGCCCGGAGCCUUGGUACCAGGCAGUGGUUAAGUUGACACACUCACCGCAAGUUUUGCCAGGUGAUGCUACUGAUUUGCAACUCUUUGCGGCUGCAUUGCUUCUUCUCAAGGGCCACAUGUCCAGCAACCUGGCGGAGGCCUCUGCACUGUCUGCCUGUGAGGGAGCUGAGGCGCUGAAGCUCGCGCGCAGUCCUGAAGGCCAUGCGAUGGCUUGGCAGGAGCUACUUGCAGUCCUACCAGAACUGAGCCAAGUAUCUCCAAAGGCUGACUUCGAGGCCUUGUGCAAGAUUUCCGCUGAACAGCUGCUACCACGCUCCCGAGCAGAUCCAGUACGGCGUUUGGGACAGGCCUUGGUUCAGAUAGCCAUGCCCAGUCGCGAUCCUCCGCAGGAACCUCCCAGUCCAAAGUCAGAGGACAUGUCGGUGAAGAACGACAGCAUUCCACUUGGGAACCGCGAUGAUGCGGGCAAGUUGCGUCGCUGGUCGGAGAAGUCAAGCGGCGCCUACCAGGUGCGCCCCAAGGUGUCAAUGGCCCGCUCCAAGGAGCAGAUCGACUUGUCCAAGAUGAUUCGAAAGGAUCCUGCCUGGAAAGUGGCGCAGAAGACCGAAGAGGACGCGUCGGAAUCGGAGAUUGCGGAUGUGGAGGAUCUUUGAGGGGGCCCAUGGAGGCUGGCGGGGGGGGGCGGUUUGCAUCAGGGUGCAUCAAAGUCAAGAAGGACACGGAAAAAAAACAAAAAAACAAAUAGUGUUGUUUUUUGUUUUGGUAGGCUUACUUUGAGGACAACACCCUUUUUUCCCUGUUGGUCGAGCCAGGUGACAGUUUGAAUACAAUUAUCCAGGUGCUCCAGACAACAGCUGAGAUGUGAAGACAAGGCACAGAGAUGCACAGGGUGCUCUAUGGGAUCAGUGUCCAAAAGGCUGAAGCCGACGCUUGGUCCAUUCUUACAGAAGGAACCCCGCAUUCUGCCCCCAAGGAUCCCAUAAGGCCAUAAGAAUGUCGCCCCAGUUAUUUAUUAAACUAAUAGCUUCUUGUUACUACUAGUAAGGCGCUUGUUACUAGAAGCGAUGCACUUGUUUCUAGUAGCUUCUUGUUACUACUAGUAAGGCACUUGUUACUAGAAGCGAUGCACUUGUUUCUAGUAGCUUUUUGUUUCUACAUAUAACGUCGCCCCAGCCAAAGAUAAGGAAAAAACAGAAGUCUUCAGAGACCGGUGGGUCUUCGGAGCCACCUUCACCUGCCGCUUGCCUCAAGGCCAAUGAAUUCGUUUGGGCGCUGGCUGAUCACUUACAAGAUUUGCGGGCAUUUCCUGUCAGAUCAGAUGAUGUGCAACAUCCCGAUGCUCAAAACUCUUUGAAAGUGGAAGCGAUCUGUGAGAAUUGACAUGAAAUCGAUUGGAAAUGAUUUGAAUAUUGGAUGUGUGCAAGUGUCAUACAGUAUAGUAUAUACAGUGUGUUGUUGAU